UUCUCCUCUUUCUCACAACUAUUCGACAUCCAACUUUGAAGAGGAAGAUGGUAGUUUCCGACGGUCUCCGAAGGUGACGGCUCCAUUAAUGGCUCAAGCCAUGCAAAAGCGGAUCAAUGUUUUCUCUGCCGAUGUGUAUUGAACGCGCAUCAUGCCAUUAAAGCCCCUUUUCCACAGGGGCGGGGGGGGGCCCACCGGAGCUUCACACCUCCGGAGGCGUCUGAAGUUGUCGCUUAGCGUCGACGGCCGCCGAGUUCACACUUUGCACGUCACACCUUUGAUCCGUCGGGACAUUUAACUACGGGCGGACGUGUUCGGAGCUCACUUUCUUGGGAGACGUGAACCAUGUCGGCCAUCCACGGAGACCUGUCUGUCGGCGACCUCAACCACUUGCAGAUGUACCACGAAGGAAGCCUCCAGAUGGGCAACCCGGAUAUUUCCAGCGGAGACUUACCAAAUUACAUGGCCGCCGUGGCUGCCCCGGUGCCGCGAGCCGACAAAUGCGUGGCCAUCCUGACCCACCGGAGGAAGAGGACCAACUUCACCCAGCAGCAGAUCGAGGUACUGGAGAAAGUGUACACCAACACCAAGUACCCAGAUAUCUACCUGAGGGAGUGGCUCGAGGCACUCACCGGUCUGCCCGAGUCCAGAAUACAGGUGUGGUUCCAGAACAGGCGAGCCAAAUCUCGUCGCCAAGUAGGCUCUUCGGUGGCCACGAAGGCAGCCAAUUCACCGCCAUCUUUUAGCCUGCUUCCCGACAAGAUGAACCGAGGCAAACUUAACUCGCCUUACAUUUGGGAGAGAUGCUCACCGGCUCGCAGGACUGCUUAUGGAGCAGAGGAUGCCUACAGAAGCCCGGUCGAGGACCCCCACAGGACCAAAGCCGACGGCAGCCAUUUGCCGGGGUCCCGCCUCUACGAGAAAGACGCGCGGCGAGCAAAGAGCAAGCAGUUGCGUCUCCGCGAGACCGGCGCGGGCGUCGGUCCCAGUAACGUCCCGACGUACCCCUUCCAGGACGCUUCCGCCGGCCGUCCCAAGGUUAUGGUGGACUACGACAACUUCCCUCCCAACAAGACCAUCGGGCCCGAGAUGAAGGUGGUGAUCCCGCCCAUCCCCGCGCGGAGCAACUUUGUCGGGUCGUCGGUCAACGACGUCAGCGGGCCGCCACCGCACGUGAGGGCGGGGGAGCCCUUUGAUGGAUUCUCCCCCAUGAACGGCACAGACGCGGCCGACUUUUCCGAUUCAGACUCAGACUGGGAGAAGGAGGUCUUGGUCGGAUUUACUGACUUUAUAUAAC
This is a messenger RNA of Syngnathus acus (greater pipefish), 1297 nucleotides long. It is a transcript of the gene mixl1, whose product is annotated as Mix paired-like homeobox. The record is from RefSeq and is a predicted model, not a curated record. Lineage: Eukaryota; Metazoa; Chordata; Actinopteri; Syngnathiformes; Syngnathidae. Bases 346 to 1296 code for a protein of 316 amino acids. The transcript is spliced from 4 exons. Gene Ontology annotation, biological process: regulation of transcription by RNA polymerase II; endoderm formation; endoderm development. Gene Ontology annotation, molecular function: RNA polymerase II cis-regulatory region sequence-specific DNA binding; DNA-binding transcription activator activity, RNA polymerase II-specific.